GUUCUGGCGCCUCCGCGAGCGCUGGGGCGCCCCUUGGUUCUGCCACUCAUGGACUCGCGGGGCGUCUCCUGCCCCUGCUAGAAGUGUCACACGGCCAUCACCCGCAGUGUCUCUCUGGUGUCUCCAGGCAGCAUGUGGCGGACUCUGGACAGGAGACUCCUGGACCCCGUGCAGCUGCCUCCGUCCUCUGUGCUGGACCCCAGCGCCUCUCCCAGCGCCUGCCUCCAGAGCCCUCGCGCAUCUGUGAGAGCAGCGACAAUGGGUCAAUCUCUGGCUCGCGGCCCUGAGAUGAGAAAUGUUCCCUCAGAAGGGACGGUGUCCUUUGAAGAUGUGGCUGUGAACUUCACGUGGCAGGAGUGGCGGUACCUGACUGAAGCUCAGAGGACCCUGUACCGGGAUGUGAUGCUGGAGACCUGCAAUCACCUGGUGUCCCUAGGGCACUGUGUUACCGAUCCUGAGGAGAGCAUCAGGUCGGAGCAGGGAUUACAGCCGUGGACUGUGGACAAUCCCCCAAACAGGACCUCUCAGUAUCCUCUUAAGUUCCUGGGCGAUGCUAUGCCUUUCCACAGCAGCUGUCUGUCUACAUGGCACACUGCAUGUUGCGUGGGCGAGGUCUCAUCCUGUAGCUCCUGGAUCUUGUCCACCCCCUGUGCUGCCCUGGCACCUCCAGUGCUGUCACAGGCUCAGUCUGCUACUCUUCAGUCCCUCCUGAGUCUUUGGAGUGCUCCAUACCCGUCUGCAUGA
Talpa occidentalis (Iberian mole) is the source of this 744-nucleotide messenger RNA. RefSeq names its product zinc finger protein 39-like. Lineage: Eukaryota; Metazoa; Chordata; Mammalia; Eulipotyphla; Talpidae. Gene Ontology annotation, biological process: regulation of DNA-templated transcription. The record is from RefSeq and is a predicted model, not a curated record. The transcript has 6 exons. The coding region runs from base 133 to 744 and encodes 203 amino acids.